Messenger RNA from Stylonychia lemnae, 2424 nucleotides. Lineage: Eukaryota; Ciliophora; Spirotrichea; Sporadotrichida; Oxytrichidae. The record is from the annotation of a GenBank genome assembly.
AUGAAGAUUUUGCAAAAAUUAGAUAAACCCAUUAAGUAAAAUAUUGGGAAAAUAAAGGAAUUAUACUGCUAUAUGUAUCAUCCAAGAGUGAGAAAACUUAUACCUUGUCAUUUAAAAAUAUAAAAUCAAAAUUGCAAAUAUCUCAUUAAUGAAUUCGAAAGGAUUAAGAAGCAUAAUCCUCAUGCAAACUUAGAUAGGAAGUCAAUAACCUAAAAGAAGCAGGAGUUUUACGAAUACGUUAAAAUUAAUCUUUAUGAUGGCUUGAUAAGUGAUUAAUCGGCAUAUAAUACCUUAGUUAAGAAGUAUGGAUGUACUGAUGAAAAGAUCAGUUCAUACAAUGUUUUAAAGUUUAGAUCUUUUGACUUUGAGAGAAUCUUUGUUUUCUAUCGAGAAGACUUUAUAGGAGGAAUUAAGGAUAAAAUCAAAGAUGGAGAGAAAAAUUUGGAAAUGCUAGUCAAAAGUCUAAAGGCUCUUUCUAAAGUCUUGGGAACUUACGAUGAGAACCUAUUUGGCUAAAUGGCUGAAAUAAAGCAACUCAAAAGACCUGAAGCUAAUAUGAUAAACUUCAAUGAGCAAAAGAAAUAGCUAAAUCAGCAAGAUAAAGAUAAAGGCAGCGUUGUUAUGAUUGAAAAAUCAGCAAGCCAGGCUUAAGCUCUAGAUUAGAGGGCAAAAAUAUCAAAAUAAAAUCUAAUGCUUAAUAGACAUUAUUUGCAAGAUAUUGUUGUUGAGAGUGUUCGUGAGGAGGACAGAGAGAACAUUGAAGGAGAGAAAGAGCGUUAUUAGUCAAUGAAGCUCGACUUGAGAUUUACAAAUUAAGAGAGUUCAAAGUAAUUUAAAUUUUAAGUAGACUGCAAAGCUUCAGAUUUCUGGAGGAAUUUCGAUUUAAACUUUCACAAAGUAACUGCUAAACCUACUGAUCUAAAUUUCCUCAAAAUAUUCCUCAUUGAAAGAGAGUUUGAAGAAAACAGUGCAAGAAAUCAAGAAGAUAUUGAUAGAUUAAUGAGAGGGUUUUAUUAGUGUAAGUUGAGAGAUAGAGCUACCAAAUAAUUUUUUACAUGGGUCGAAAAAGAAUCAAAAGAAAAACUCAAACCAUAGAUUGCAUUGUUAGAAAAUGAAAUAAAAAAAACUUACGACGAGAUGGGAAAAAUUGAAGAUCAAUAUGAUGCUGAAAGAGAUAAAGCUAUCAAGAAAGAUAAUAAGAUAUAAUUAUAAAAUGCAAUGAAAGAAUACAAUUAAGCCAAGAAAGAAAAAGAGUAUAUUGUAGCAUCGCAAUAAGAAUAACAUAGGAAAAUGGUUUUUAGGAAAUAGACUUUAAAAGAGAUGAAAAUUUAUUCAAGGCAAAGACUUUCAUGUAAUAAGACUCAAAUUUAAGAGAUGGAUUAGAAAGAUCAAUAAAUGAAAAUUAGACUUGAGAAGGAAAUGGAUGAGUUUAUUCACUAGAAGAAAAUCAAGCUGAUAUCGAAGGACAAUAAUGACAGUAUUGACCCACUCAUGCAACUGUAUGAAUUGAUGACAAUAUAAGAGCUUGAUUUAAAAAUAAGAUAAGUAAAUUACAAUAAAAUCAAAUCAAGAGGCCAAAUAAAAAGAGGUGGAAAAAAAACUGUAAAGAGGAAAGCUAAAGGUGGUCCAAGAAAAAAUAAAAAGCAAUCUAAAUCUUAACCUGCAAGGUUAGGCUAAGACGAAGCAGCACCUGAAUUAGGCAGACAACGUUUGUCUAAAUUUUCAGUUUUGCUAACGAAAUUUAGAUCUUAGUCACAUUAAAACCAAAAAGAAGAAUCUAGAAUUAAAUUUAGAAAUUAAGGAUAGGUAGGCUAACCUUCUAUAAACAAGAGAGGUUCAAGAUCAAAUUGGGAUCAAAGUCAUAGAAGAUAUAUUAAAUCAAUUGAAAAAGCUAAAAAAGAUAUUUUAGACAGAGAAGUAUAGAUAGAAAAGUACAAACUCUAAAAUGUGAAGGAGAGUGAUGAAGAGGAUGAUGGUAUAGACUUGGAAGAGUAAAAAUAUGGAUAUGAUGAAUGGGAUAUAGAGGAUCCAUUAAUCCCAGAAGACUAAUUGACAAUUCAUAUGAAGUAAAAACCAAAGAUUGAAUUAAAACUAUAGAUACGCAAUUAGUAUCCUGAAAUAGAGUAUGAUGCAGAUGAUAUCAAUAAAUACUAAAAGAAAAAUUAUGACGAGCCUAGCUUAAUCAAAAAAGCAUUUAUGUAACCAAAAAAGAAAAGCAAAGAUCCGACACCUUAUUCAUCAAUUAAUGAAAGUAAAAUGCAGAGCCAGAAAUCAUAAGGAAUAAAAAAGUAAACUCUUUAGCUAGAGCAUAUUACUCAAAAGGGAAAAAAUGAUACUUGGGAUGGAAGUGAUAAUGAUGAAUAGAUUAAAGAUCCUCAUAAGAGCACGAUGAAAACUAGAGAUUGCUAAUGUGAGACAUUUUGA